AUGGCCUUGGAGCUUUUCGCUGACUUGAAGCAGGCCACGGAUGAGGGGGUCAAAGUGGCAAAGUCACUUCCGUUUUUGGCAGAUGCGCCACCCACGGCUGGAAAGGUGGUGCCAAGGCCGCUGUCUGGGUACGCUGUGACGACAGCUUUUUCGGGCGAGACCAGUGGCUGGGUCGAUGAAGAAGUCCAAAGCUUGAGCUUUGCCUUCUAUCUCUUUCCGAUGAUGCAGUGGCUCGGAGAAAAAAGUGGGACGUUUCUGAUCAACGUCUCGGAUCCUACUGCAUCCUGGCAAGUCCCAGUCCCUGCCGGCACGUACUUCAUGGCCGUGGUUGCCCGCGACCACCUAGGAGCCGUUUCUGCUGCUUACGCCCCGGGCCCCAUCGUGGAAGCCUCCAGCCUGGAUGCCAGCGCAGCCCUGUCAGUCCUGGAUACGGCGCUCGCAGACGGCGAUCCUUUAGCCCUGCUUGGACUUCUUGAUGCGCUGCGCUCCGUGGACAUUGCCAGCAACGGUGCUGAGGGCGAGGAAGUGAGGCAGAAACAAUUUGAGGCCCUCCUAGCUGCAGCUGCCUCACUGGAGGCCGACACAAGCAGCCUCGCCAAGUUUGGCAGCGUGGUAAGCCAGCUCCUGCGCUCCGACGGCUCCGGUGCCAAGGCCGAGGAAGCGGACUCGGCCUCCCUGGCCUUGGACAAGGUUCUGGAAGCGGCGUUGGCCGCGGCAGGCGUGGACGAGGUUGCUGGUAGCGCGCUUUUGGCCGGCAUCGCCGCAGUUGGGGACAGCUACGCUGCAGCCCAAAGCGGGCAGAGCUUGGCUGCUUCCUGGGCCAGGGCAGCCAAGCUGGAAGUGAUGACGUCGAAGCUGGGCAGCGCGGCCUUGGAGGCCACAGCGCUGGGUCGUGGAACGCGGCUCCAGGCCCUCAGCAAAGGUCGGGGCCUGGAAAUCACGGUCCAGAAGGAGGAUCUCGACAGCACAAGAUCUGGCGGAAUGUCCAGCUCCAGCUUGCAGAUCCCUGGUGCCGUGAUCAGCGGCUUCAGCGACCAGCGCAGGCGACUUGCCGAGUGCGCGACGCUUGCAAUCCAGGAGACCGACUUCAUCCUCAGCAAUCCAUUUGCCUACUUGAACAAGAGUCAGGGGAUCAACAAGCACGUGUGGUUCAACGCGACCGUGAAAAUUGUUGAGAUCAAGCAGUGCGGUGCUAUUCGAUUGCAGUCGGGUCUUGAGCCACCGAUCUCCAUGAUCCUGCCACUGCCUGAGGCACCUAUGCCUCCACCUGACGGCUCCGUUUAUCAAGCGAGUUGCGCCAGACUGGAUCCCCUGGAGCAGGUUUGGUCCACUGACGCGAUGUCCUGGAGCGUCAGUGAGGCUGAGACCAUCGAGUGCUUCUCAUCCGCUAGCGCUGGGGCCUUCACUGCUGUCUACCUACCAGUGGCCAUUUCCCAAAGUCCUGCAGCGUCGCCCAACAUGGGCUUCGUGGUUGGAACUUCAAUUGCCUCGGUGUGUGUGGUGGCCUUGUGCGCGGUUUUCGCGUGGCAGGCACAUGCCGGGAAUGUCAAGGUAAAUAUACCCAGCGAUGCGUGCAGAUGGAUGUCUGAGCCAUUUCAGCCAAAGAAGAGCCGAAUUCGCCCAGCCCCCAUCGAGAUGCCUAGCGGGCCUAGCAGCAUCCCAAAGUUGGCAUGGCAAAAAAGCGGGCUCAGUGCCCUCAGCGGCCGCUUGAGCCCAAAGCACCUGCAGUCUGAAGAAGGGUUCUGGGAGUGGGCAAAAGAGUUGGUUGGGUCUCCAACAGGGAGAGGGAGCAUACCGACGCUACCUCACAGCAGGUCCCUGAAUUUUGGCUGUCUCAGCCCAGCUAGUCCAGCCAGUCCAGCCAGCGCCAGCAGUCGGCCCAGGAUUACGCGGGCCAAAAGUGUCCCGAACAUUACCAGCACGUUCGCAACUCGGGAGCUUCCGCAACAUUCUGCAGAUGCCAAAGAGCAUUUUGCAGAAUGGAGCAAGGACCUCCGCGAGCGUCACGAGCAGGAAGCUGAAGCCUCAAAGCUCAUCAUUCUCCCGCACCCGCCCCGCUCAGCACGCUCUGUGCACGCAGGCUCCAAGGCUGCGGGGCCCCAUCUGCUCCCCUCUGGUCUAAUGAGCCAGUCCACACCACAACUCCCCUGGCCACACUUUCCCCCCUCUUCGCCUUGCGAAGAAAAGGAGGAGUACUUCAAGAGCUUGGAGCAGGAGAGGGCAGCAUACCGCAGACGCCUUCUGACAGCUACAUGGUUUGUGCAUGAGCUGAGGGACAUCGUUGGCUUGGGUGUGCCCAUGCUCCCAGAUUCGCCACCCUCCCAUCGGGCACCCACACCGCCACCUCCACCCCCAAAGCGCAGCAACACGCUGGCACCAAAGCCUCCACCCCAUCCACCUCCUAAUUCUCGAUUCCUCAAUGCUUCACCGCCACCACAAAUUGAAGACGCUGAGCAUGUUGAGGUGAGGGUGGACCAGGCCUUCGUUGAUUGGGCCCGCGAUUUCGCGCUACCAAGCCAUGCCAAGGCCAGCCCCCCGCCACCGCCACUGCCACGAGCUUGGCAUCCAGGCCGGCCCCAAAGCCCGCCUGUCCCACUUCGGCAGGCUCCAGCUCCGGCAAGUGGGGACCCGCAUGAACAAAAUCAGUUUUCGAGCCUUCGCAGUGCGGCAUGUCCGGUAACCUCUGGGCUGCCGACAGCGUCGGCCCCGUUAAUGCCUAGCUUCUUCACGGAUCAGCCGCGCGCACCCCUGGUGCCACCGCCGGCAAUGGAACCUUUGAGCGCGGUCUCGCAGCGAGCCCACCCAGCUUUGCAUCGUGAUUCGCAGCAAGACUCCCCUGGAGGCGCAGAUGCAGACCUCAGCGAGGGCACGACUCCUGAAGGAGGUUGCUCACCAAGUGAUGCCUCCUCCACGCUAGAAUGA
This is a messenger RNA of Symbiodinium pilosum, 2922 nucleotides long. NCBI's taxonomy places the organism in Eukaryota, Dinophyceae, Suessiales, Symbiodiniaceae. The record is from the annotation of a GenBank genome assembly.